UCCCACCUUCCUUCCGCCUUUGCGGACAUGUAUUUCCAUUGUUAGAGGGGUCAAUCGACUAUCUUUUCAAUAAAAUAGAUCAUACUUGCCACCAGUUGACCUGUCCGGAUAAAGUAAUAAUAAAGGAAGAAGAUGGCAGACGAAACGUUAUGUAGCUAGCUUGCUAAACAGUUAUGGCAGUUUAUUCGAUUGAGGCUAGAAAGCGAUAAAUGACAUUUCAGAAAUGUUAGUUAAGUAGCUAAUGUUAACUUGUGGCUACCUGGCUAGUUACCGUUAGCUAGCUAGGUAGCUAACAUUGUCCUGUUACAAACUACUUAUUUAACUAGUUAGACAUUUUACAUUCUGAAUUAACGUUACUAAUUAUACGUAAAUGUGUAUAGCAUCAGCCAGUUAGCGUUCUAGUAGCGACCAUCUCAUAGCUUGGCUGUGUAGCGUGAGCUAGCUAGGUUAGGUCAUUUGCUAGGUUAGAUUGUUGUUGCCAGUCACUGUUUUAUAAAAUAACAAAUGGCUGGGUUGGCGACUGUGACCACCCUUCGAUUGCCUAUAGGCAUACGGACAUUCAGUGAGUUGCGAGAUGUCUCUACAUUUGGCAAAAACCGGUUGAAUACAGUGUUGGGGCCAAGAAUACGGAUUAAACAGCCAAUCAGAUAUGUGACAUCUUGUGGCAUCCUUAUGACCAGAACCCUCAGGAUUCUUAUCCAUUUGGACAGGAGGACAACUAUCAUUCCCCCCAGCAGAACCUUCCUUAGUCUGGCCAACAAGAGGAAACAGUAUUCAGAACGAAGAAUCAUUGGUUACUCGAUGCAGGAGAUGUAUGAUGUGGUGGCCAAUGUGGACGAUUAUAAGCACUUUGUUCCGUGGUGUAAGAAAUCUCAGUUCAUCAUGCAGAGAGCCAGUCAUGCUAAAGCCAAACUAGAAGUGGGUUUCCCCCCUAUAGUCGAGAGAUACACCUCCAUGAUCACCAAUGUGCGCCCUCAUCUAGUCAAGGCUGUAUGCACAGAUGGUAAACUGUUCAACCACUUGGAGACAAUAUGGCGUUUCAGCCCUGGAAUACCUGGUUAUCCCAGAACCUGUACUGUUGAUUUCUCUAUAUCUUUUGAGUUUCGCUCUUUGCUACACUCGCAGUUAGCGACGGUCUUCUUUGAUGAGGUCGUGAAGCAAAUGGUUGUUGCCUUCGAGGGCCGAGCUUGCAUCAAGUACGGCCCAGAGACUAAAAUACCCAGAGAACUCAUGUUCCAUGAGGUGAACCAAACGUGAGCCUCCAUGUGCUUGUGCAUAUAUGGGAAAUUCACACGUUUUCCCCACUUUCAACCCAUUGCAUUUUGUGGACGACCAUUAGAUAGAUGACUGUUGUUGGACACGGUUGAAGUGGGGAAUGGAUCUCCAGCUUGACUGCUUGAACAACACAGCCACCACUUGCAUGUGAGAAGAGCAUCAUUUCAGACUGGGACCGUCCUCCAUAUGUACUGGAUUCUUAGGCCAUUCUCCUAUUUAUUGCCAAUUUGCUACAGAGCCUGAUAUUUACUGAAUCAAAUUCCAUAUUUUAUAAAGUGUAAUGAAUUGUCAGGCUUUCAAGAUUCUUUUUACCAAUCCAGGAAAUACUUCAGCUAGUUAACUGGGGACUCAUAAGAGAACUGAACAGAAUAUAUUUUGGUAGGUCAGAAUUACCAUGUCACACCCAUUUGAUUUUCAUAAGAUGUUUUAACUGGUUUGAAUCAUGUCCACACAUUAAAUCUAUGUAGAAAUAUAAACACAACAAUUAAACUGAGUGUGUGUAUAUAAGGAAAUCAGUUCAUUGAAAUAAAUUCACUAUGCCCUAAUCUAUAGAUUUCACGACUGGGAUUACAGAUAUGCAUCUGUUGGUCAGAUAGCUUUAAAAAAUGGACCUCACAAUAGGGCUCAGGAUCUCGUCACACUCUCUCUGUGCAUUCAAAUUUCCAUCAAUAAACUGCAAUUGUGUU
This is a messenger RNA of Oncorhynchus masou masou (cherry salmon), 1961 nucleotides long. Its product is annotated as coenzyme Q-binding protein COQ10 homolog B, mitochondrial-like. Bases 505 to 1257 code for a protein of 250 amino acids. The transcript is spliced from 5 exons. NCBI's taxonomy places the organism in Eukaryota, Metazoa, Chordata, Actinopteri, Salmoniformes, Salmonidae. Gene Ontology annotation, cellular component: mitochondrion. Gene Ontology annotation, biological process: cellular respiration; ubiquinone biosynthetic process. The record is from RefSeq and is a predicted model, not a curated record. Gene Ontology annotation, molecular function: ubiquinone binding.